AUGCCUUCCAAGACAGAGCCCAUUAUCAUCGUUGGUGCCGGCGCCUUUGGCCUCAGUCUCGCCCAUGAGCUUGCUGCCAACAGAGGCUACACGGACGUGACCGUCCUCGACCGCCAUCUCCCGCCCGUUCCUGACGGCAGCAGCGUCGACGUCUCGCGUGUCAUUCGGUCUGAGUACGCAGAUCCCCUUUACGCCUCGCUCGGCCGCGAAGCAAUCGAGAAGUGGUCGUCUCCAGAGUGGAGCGAACAUUACCAUGAGGCCGGAUUCCUCAUCUUCGCCAAUGGACAGGGCCACCCCUACUUUGACGCAUGUCUACAAGCGGCAGCUGUCAACGCCAAGACCGUGGGCAAGGUGGCCAUGAACAGUCCGCAGGGUGGCUGGGCACAUGCGAAGAACGCCAUCGCCAGUCUGGCGGAGAGGGCAAGCCAGGCAGGCGUCACAUUCAUCACUGGGUCUCGUGGCAAGGUCGUUGAGCUGCUCAAGGAAGGGAGCAAAGUAAAAGGAGUUCGGACAGCAGGAGGAGACACUCUGACUGCACCGACUGUGGUUCUGGCGACUGGUGCCUGGACAAACCGCUUCAUGCCACAGCUCGAGCACAACCUGUCCGCGACAGGCCAGGUGCUUGGUUUCAUUCAGCUCACGACCGAAGAGGCGAAUCGUUACAAGGACGUGCCCGUCAUGAUGAACUUGAGCACCGGUGUCUUCACGUUUCCCCCCACGCCGGACACACAUCAGAUCAAGAUCGCAAGGCAUGGCUACGGAUACCAAUCAAGCAUGAAGGCGUCAGACGACCGAGUUAUCUCUUGCCCGAGCGAUUCUCUCACCAAGUAUAUUCCACGUGAGGCGGCAGAAGCCCUGGAGCACGGGAUGGCAGAAUUCUAUCCAGAGUUUGCUGGUCGACACUGGUGCAACACGAGACUUUGCUGGUACACAGACACGCCAGACGGGGAUUUUCUGGCAGACUACCAUCCCAAAAUCGAGGGUCUUUUCUUCGCAACAGGGGGUUCGGGACAUGCCUUCAAGUUUCUGCCGGUCCUCGGGCGCCACGUCGCCGACUGCUUUGAGAGAAAAGCGCACCCUGACCUGCAGAAGAAGUGGAAGUUCCACACAGUUGGUGAGCGUCCUCGGGCGUUGGUGAUGGGGUCGGACGGGAGUCGUGGAGGUCCACCGCUGCGUAAGCUCAGCGACGCAGAGCAAGCCAAACUGUGA
Messenger RNA from Emericellopsis atlantica, 1209 nucleotides. RefSeq names its product FAD dependent oxidoreductase. Gene Ontology annotation, molecular function: L-pipecolate oxidase activity; proline dehydrogenase activity; sarcosine oxidase activity. The record is from RefSeq and is a predicted model, not a curated record. The coding region runs from base 1 to 1209 and encodes 402 amino acids. The transcript is spliced from 3 exons. NCBI's taxonomy places the organism in Eukaryota, Fungi, Ascomycota, Sordariomycetes, Hypocreales, Bionectriaceae.